Molecule: messenger RNA, 5622 nt
Organism: Limulus polyphemus (Atlantic horseshoe crab)
Lineage: Eukaryota; Metazoa; Arthropoda; Merostomata; Xiphosura; Limulidae
Product: ARF GTPase-activating protein GIT2-like
Exons: 20
Coding region: 447-2936 (829 amino acids)
Biological process (GO): regulation of ARF protein signal transduction; brain development
Molecular function (GO): GTPase activator activity; protein binding
Source: RefSeq, a predicted model, not a curated record
CAAACAUGAUUUUUAUGUUUUGCUAUACAUUUUAUUGUUUCAGAAACGUGUCCCAUAACUUUGUAAAUAAACAUCCGGAAUAAGUAAAAGUAUGCACAAAUACCAGAAUGUCCGCUGCUUUGAUUGGACGGUGUGAUCCAGACCGCACAAAGAGAAAUUUGAUAAAAAAUGACGACUUCAUGUUUAUUAGUGUAACAAUCGGAAAGUGGUCGAAUACAAUGAUUGGAUUAUUCGGGUGAAUCAUAAGCGGGCAGGACUUUUACUGCUUCAGUGAAAGUGCACGAAGAUCGUGAAGAUAUUUGUAAAUAUUUGACGGAUUGUUUUUGUGUACUUCCUGUUUUUUGUUGAUCUCCUCCUCAUUCUGAUAUGUAAUGAAUCCUGUAGUGAAGUUACUAUUAUUUUUAUAAAAAAUUAUCACUUCUGUAACAAAAAUAGGCAGAAAAGUGAUGAUUUCUAGGGGAAAACUUAGGAGUAUUGCAGAGGUAUGUGCGGACUGCACUGCCCCAGACCCCACAUGGGCUUCAUUAAACCGUGGAAUACUGAUAUGUGAUGAAUGCUGCAGUGUCCAUCGUAGUCUUGGAAGACAUAUUUCCCAAGUAAAGUCACUAAAAAAGGGUGCUUGGUGUCCAUCUCAGUUAUCUAUGGUUCAUACUCUGUACAGUUGUGGUGCUAAUUCUAUAUGGGAGUACACUUUAUUAGAUCCUGGCCCACACAAAAGUGAACGGAGAAAACCAAAUGCCAAAGAUCCUCUUCAUCCAACAAAAGCUGAUUUUAUUCGAGCCAAACAUCAGAACCUAGCCUUUGUUCGUAGACCCAGUAGAGAUGAAGGUCCUUUGUUAGUAUCAGACUUGAAUAAGCAACUGUACUCCAGUGUUCGAACAGCCAACCUAGAAACUAGCCUUCGACUUUUGUCUCGUGGAGCUGACCCAAACUAUAUCCACCCAGAAAGGGGAAAUACUCCAUUACACUUAGCUGCAAAAACUGGUCAAUCUUCUCAGGUGGAAUUGUUGUUCAUUUAUGGUGCUGACCCUGCAGCUCAGGACAGAUAUGGAAAAACCCCUGUUGAUUAUGCUAGGGAUGCUGGACAUACAGAUUUGGUAGACAGGCUUGUUGAAUGUCAGUAUGAACUAACUGAUAGGUUGGCCUAUUAUCUUUGUGGUAGAAAACCAGAUCAUCAAUCCGGACAAGAUUUUAUUAUUCCAGAGAUGUCAGACAGCCUUGACUUAUCUGAAGUUGCUAAAGCUGCUAAGAAAAAACUCCAAGAAGUGAAAGUGUAUUCAAAUGUUCUCAUCUCUGUAGUUUGGUUGUCGACUCAGAACUACAGUGCCUUAGUAACCGAUCGACAAAUUGUGCGUUUUCUACCCGUUUAUCCAGAAUUCUCCUCCACCAGAAAUCAAGGCAGACAGAAGCUAGCUAAGUUUAAUGCACGAGAGUUUGCUACUCUGGUUAUUGAUAUACUGAGUGAGGCAAAAAGAAGACAACUGGGCUUGUGCUUAACACACAGCUUCACACCUAGAGAUAGAGCACCUGACCAGAGACCAAUCAUGUCUUCUACAAACACAAAAACAGAUAGUACUUUGUCUGAAGAUACAGGAAACAUGAGCGAUGAUGAACCUUUGUAUGACAGUGUAGCUUCUGAUGAUGAAAGUACGGAGGGUAACCACAGGUCAUCCAUGGAACAGGAAGCAAUGGCAAGCACAGAGCAUGUAAUUGGCCCUGCACAAGAAGCUUCUACCCAAGUAGAGUCAGUAUCUGAGCCGGUAAGUACAGAUUGUGAAGCUGCUUCGGAGAUGAAUCCUGUCAAUUCUGUUAACUCGGAGCUUAUAAAAGAUGAUAUUGAGGUCUCCGAACUGGGAGAAGCAGUUUCUCAGAAAGGUGGAAAGAAAGCAGUCCUAAUUCGUGAUAGACCAGAGAGUUUUGCAUCUUCAGAUCAGUCAGAUGGACCUAUUACACUUGAAGAAUACUUAGAGGUUAAGAAGCAGCUGGCAACAUCCGAGGCUCGAAUUAACCAGCUUGUUCAAAGUAACAAAGACAUGAGGAAGGAAAUCAACCUCUUACAGAAUAUGGUUCAAAAAUUGAUGCAAGAGAACUCUAACUUGAGAUCAACCAUCCAGUAUAAUUCUUCAAGCAGUCAUCCUAUCCCCCAACAUGUGCCAAAUGGUUUUGAACCACCUGCUGGUCAUCAUCAUCCAGCCACUGGACAGCAAACAACUCCAGAUAAACUAGAAGAAGGUGUUGCUCUCCGCCAACCUCGAGGAAAUCAGAGACCUCAGUCCAUGUAUGAGCCACGAGAAAGGCAGCAUGUUCAACAAGAUCAACACUUAUCUUGCUGUUGGGAAGCUACAUCUAUUUCUGAUCAGAGGAGAAGUAAUGCUCUACCUCGAGAUGACAGUGGAAUUGGUAAUGUACAGUCUGGUCACUCUUCAAGAAAUAGUGGAGAUUAUGACAAUACUUCAGUCAGUUUUAGUAGCAGCAGUUCACAUCAGAGUCGAAGUAAUUCAUUGAGUCCCACAUCCGAGUCCCCACCAAUGUCAAACGAAAUGACACAGUCUAAACAUCCAACUGCAAACAGCAAAUCUAAGCUGCCAUCUCGAGAAGAAAUAGACCGCAAAACAGAACAGAUCACAAAGAAAAUUCAGGAACUCCUUAUUUCUGCCCAGGAGAAAAAACAUGAAAAUUUCAUACCUUGCUCUGAAAAAAUAUUGAAGGCUGUUACUGAAAUUGCAAAUGUGUUUCCUCAAGGCAUACAAGAGGAUCACAUUAGGUCCAUAUUGAAACAGUUAACAGGAAGUGCAUCACGAUUACAGAGAGAAUGUAACACACUUUUGUGUCAGAAUCAGCCAUCAAUAGAUUAUCGAUUUGUAACUCAACAGGUCAUUCAGUGUGCUUAUGACAUUGCCAAGACUGCAAAGCAAUUGGUCACGAUUUUUCACUAAUUUUAAAUGGAAUUAAAAACAAUAUAGAAGUAAUGCAAAUAAAUAAAUGCUUCAUUGACUUUAAUAAAAUUUCAAAGCACAAAAACAUGUUUGAAAGUGUUGUAAGAUCCUAAUGAAGGUUGUUUGGUCAAAACACUGAUCAUAUAUUUUCCUCUCGUAAAUAAAUUUUAACUAUAUCUUUUUACUCUCAAAAAGGAAAGUAUAAUUGACUGAAUCAAAAGUUUAAUUUUACUAUUUGGAAAAUAAUAUUAAUAUAUUAAGAAUUGGACUUUUUAAAGAAACAGGAACAGUUUCUAGAUCAACAGGUUUUAUACUUAGCUUAAUAAUAGUCUUAAAACAGGUUCUAAUGAUAUUAUGGAAGGAUAAAAAAGAGAAUAUAUUGCUCCAUAAAGCAUCGGAAGUUCUACUUGAAACCCCUUUAUAAUUAAAAGAUUUGUACCUAACACAUAUUAGUCAGAGUGUAAUGGCAAAGCCAAAUGCUUGAAAAUCAAUAAAAAUGUAAAAAAUGUAGAGAUAAGGCCAUCUUUAAAUAGCACUGGGGUCAUAAAUAUUUAGAAACAAAAAAUAUUUUGGACAAUCAUGUUUAGAAAGCUUAUGGUGUGGUUAGAAUUAUACAGGAAAAGAAAAUGUGGUAGAUGAUUAAUUAGUUGCAUAAUAUAAAUUUAAGGUAUGUUUUUUUGUUGUUGUUUUUAUAUCAAGUGGUUUAAAACCUGUAAGAUAUAAAUACCAUAUCUGGUUUUGUAAUAUGGUCAACUUAAAAAUAAGAUUUUAUUUUGCAUUUAAAAAUUUAUGUUUAUCUUUUAAUGUACUUAAUAGUUUGAUUUGUAAGUUUGAGUAUAUUUGCAUUUUUAUAAUGUUAUAAUUCACACCUUAAGAAUUAGCUUAUGAGAUCAAACAGUAUAGCAGUCAAAUAUCUAGAAUAGAAUCCUUUCACAGUAUGUGUAUAUCAAGUUUUCUUGACUGCUUUUUAAACUUAUGUUGAUAAUUAUAAUUUUAUUUUUUUUAUAUCUGAAAGUUAAGAAAUAAAAUGAGGCAUGUUUAAUAUUUGGUGGUCAAAAAAAAUACUAAAGCAAUAUUCUGUAAAUCACUUCAACAAAAAAGAAACUUUUUUGCUGUGAAAAAAUGGUAAUUAUGCAUGUCUACUGAAAAUUUGUCACCAUGUUUGAUAUAUUCAUUAUAUACACAUAAGAUUAACACUACAGCAGGGAUGAUAAAUUAACAAAUAAUAAUCUCACCUGGUACUGUGGGUUUCACAGUAGUCGUUUUCUAUUAAUGUUUUUAUCAUCAUGAAUUUCUAUGAUGUUCCUUAGCCAAAAAUUAUUUGAAUUUUGAUUACAUUUAAAGCAUGAUAUUUAUUUUCAUUAUGUAUGUAAUAGGCAACACAGAGUAACAAUGUUGGGUUUUCAUCUCAUUAAUGAAGAAAGAAUAUUAAGUUGAUGAAUUCAAGAGUUUAACCAUUUGUCUGUGCAGUAUUAAGAACUAAAAUGUAAGCCCUAAAAAUGUUCUUAUCUUGAUUCUUACAUUUUUUUAAUUAAAAGGUAAUCUCUUGAAAUUUUACUAUUUUUAUUCAGGGAAAUUAAUGAAUGUGGGUGUAUUCUUUGUAAAAUUGUUAUGUUGUAUCUUACUUGGAAGUUGUUCAGGUGCUCAAAAUUUAAAGUAUAAUAGUUGCUCAGGAAAUAGUUGUAGCCAACAAAACUCUUGAAAUUGCAGCUUCCAGUUUUGCACUUGCUCAUACAAGAUUAUUAUUUUAAGACAAAAAAUCUGUGAAUAUUCUUGGUAAGCGUUAAAUGAAAACUGUGUAUCUAGUAGAUAUGGUGUUUUUUAAACUAAAAUAUGCCUUGCUAUUUCUCAUUUAAUACCUUUGAAAUGAUUCUACCCUUGAAUUAUAUUCCCUACUAAUUAAUAAAUGAAAAUAUUAAAAGUUGAAACAAAAGACACUUCUUUAGGCUUUAACAUGGUGUCUGAAAUUGGUAUUUAUAAUUAUAAUAUAAUUUUUAAUGUUAAUAGGUUUGUACCAGAGUUACCUGAGCAAACUUUAAUGUUACUAAAAAACAAGACUAUCAGCAAAAGUAUGUGAAACCAAAAUAUUUUUUUAUUUUACCUAAAUUUCAAAGUAUUUUAAAUUAAUACUUUUCAUAAUUUUUUUAGCCCUGUUAAUUAAAUAUAUAAUAAAUAUUUAGCUUCAUAAAAUAAAAUUUAUUUUAUCCCAUACCUAAUUCCAACAUGACUAUUAUGAUUAGAGAAAGUUAUUAUAAAAGAGAAAGUAAUCUGUUAAUGGAAAGACCAUAUACAAUUAUAUUUAAAUUGUUUAUUAUCUUCUGAAGAACUCUAAUGGGAUCAAUUAUCUAAUUGUACACAUUUUCUUACAAUAGAACCUUGAAUAUAAAGAAACUUUGAAAAGCAAAGCUAGAAACCAAAUGUGUAUGUUUUUUAUGAAAACUAUAUUAGAUUAACUUGGAAUUGGUAGCUAAGAAGCCAGUUAUUUUGUGUAGUUCUGUUGAAUAUGUAUUUAGAGUUUUGCCAUAAUAUGAAAAAAACAAGUUUAAUUUUACUACAUGCAGCUAUUUUCAUACCAUUUUUAAAAUAUUGUUGUUGAAUUAAGCAGCUGCUGCCUUUGAAGAUGCCUUUAGAGCUUCUGUGUAUUUUAGAUAAUCAGAAAAUAUAAUAAAAUACAUUGUUUAAUUUA